This is a messenger RNA of Clunio marinus, 198 nucleotides long. NCBI's taxonomy places the organism in Eukaryota, Metazoa, Arthropoda, Insecta, Diptera, Chironomidae. The record is from the annotation of a GenBank genome assembly.
AUGGAUGGAAAUUUAAAAUUCGUUCAGAUGAAAGUUGAAGAAUUUUCUUUAAACAUUUCUCGAAGGGAACAAGUAAGGACUACGAAAAAGUUCACGACUGGGCCAUAUUCUUCUGGUCAUAUCUUUCCAUUCGUUAAUUUAUUCAUCAAUACUGUUAAAAGCAAGUCAACUUGUGAUGUUGGUGAGAAUUCUAAGUAA